Molecule: messenger RNA, 413 nt
Organism: Serpula lacrymans var. lacrymans S7.9
Lineage: Eukaryota; Fungi; Basidiomycota; Agaricomycetes; Boletales; Serpulaceae
Exons: 2
Coding region: 40-225 (61 amino acids)
Source: RefSeq, a predicted model, not a curated record
CUCGGAACAAGAAGGGAUUCUCCUGCACAAGACUAUCAAAUGAGACUUCUGGGCCAAAGCCAUACUGGGGAAGGGGAACGUUGGCAGCUGCUCCCGUGCGGGACGGACUCGGGGAUGGGGCAUCCUGAGAGCAUGAAGCAAGCUUUUCUACCGAGAUGCAAUAACCUCGUGUUCUCCUGGUGUAUCAGUCCUAUCGGAGCCCAUCAGGGCGCACAGUCAACGUGAACUAUAAGCUUGUCUACCUUGCACCCCACCAGCUGUUGUACACGUGUCCUCAACGAGGCAUGACCUGUACAUUGUCAUAAUGGUCGAUGACGAAGCAGAUUGAAUCCUUCACCUUAAACUUGAGGUUAUUAUCAUGUUAAUGUAUAACCAGCUAUUGAUGCAAUAUUGAUGGCUUGCCUUUCUGUUUA